This is a messenger RNA of Dreissena polymorpha, 4743 nucleotides long. Its product is annotated as protein Wnt-11b-2-like. Gene Ontology annotation, cellular component: extracellular region. NCBI's taxonomy places the organism in Eukaryota, Metazoa, Mollusca, Bivalvia, Myida, Dreissenidae. Gene Ontology annotation, molecular function: frizzled binding; cytokine activity. Gene Ontology annotation, biological process: multicellular organism development; canonical Wnt signaling pathway; neuron differentiation. The record is from RefSeq and is a predicted model, not a curated record. The coding region runs from base 1429 to 2493 and encodes 354 amino acids. The transcript has 5 exons.
GAAACCAUGAAACAGUAAUCGUAGAGGCGGAUGUAAACAAUCGGACAAUUGCCAGAGGAAAAGUAGAAGAGUUCAGUAAUUGUACCACUUCUUGGGGGACAUAAGUGAUACCAGAUACGAAAUGUCAGUAUGUUAACAUCAUAAAUGUUAUCGACGGAAGUGAAAUAAUUCAAUGCAGCGCAUCCGAAAUACAACUGCUGGCGGAAGGAUAAUUAUUCAUUGUUUUCACGUUCCCAGGUCACGGCUACAAGCCAUCUGGCUAAACUGAGCAGUGAGUUUAUUUUCGACUUUGCGUGAGGUCCGAAAUGACAGGAUGUCGGAAAAGGGCGUUUUUUCCUCUUACAGUUCACUUCUCGUGCUAAGGUGAUCAAGGUCGUUGCAGAUGCUCGAUUAUGCUAAUGCAAUAUUUUUGAUGUUGGAUAAUUCAAAAAUUGGCGUACCAUCUGGAUUUUCGCAACAGCCGUUGUGUUGGAAUUUCUACUUGUAUUUGUUAUAUAAAUUAAUCCAAUUUGCGAGUUAUGGUGGUAAUAAGUGUUACAAUUUAAUUUUCAGAAACGCUGAAACAUCUGUUUUAAAAUCAUUAACAGCUCUAUUGUGAAUGGGCUGAAACAAUGCAAUAUUUUGUGACACCUGUUUUCGCGAGUUUAAAACGCCGCGCGUUUGGCGAACGGCACACACUUGUAUUGGGUAAACCAUUCAAUAGACACAGCGAAGGUGUGAAAAGGUAGUGUAUGAAAAACAAGCGGAGUUAAAGUAGCGAACAGUCUUACUGACAUUGGAGCGAAUAGAGUUAACACUGUUGGAGCAUUGUUAAAACGAUCACUGUUUAAAAAGGGCGUGCUUUAGUGUUCUGGAAACAGUGUGUCGAUUUAAUGCAGGUUUAAUCGAUUACUUUUUGUAGCUUAUAUGGCUGUCAGUCCAUAGUAAUGAAUUGUCAGUUUAACUUUUUCGCACAGUGUUAAGUGAAAUAAUACUGAUAUUGAUAGUAAUUGAUGAAUUUUAUGUGUGAACGUACAGUUAUACGUAUGUAACGUUACACAUUGACCCGAUGAGAUAACGUUUCAGUAGGCGGCAAUAAAUGAAUUAUCGGACUAAGUUAUAAAAAAAUAUAUUAAAGUGAUAAAUAAGUAUUUAGUUCGCACAAAUACCAUUGCGUUGUAUAAUUUAUAAAAUAUGUAGAUGUGGAAGUUUAAAUUAUACUGGAUUGUAAAUAUAUAAAUUUAAUUUGGUGUUAAAUUUAUGAAAAAUUCUGAAAAGCACACAACAUCAGUUAAUGUGAAACAAAAAAUACACAGCAUGACAAAGCUGCUUUCGAUUGGAUUAGAAUUUUAAUGAGCUAGGGUUUGAUUCUUUAAUGAAGUGAAUUCCGGGAACUUAAAUAUAAUCAAGGGAUUUUACGCACACGGAUCAAAGGACCAAGGGGCCAGCAUGAGGAUGCAUCACGAGCAAACCCUCGUAACCAUGAUGAUUGUACUGACCCUGUGCAUGGACGGGGUCGUUGGGGUCAAGUGGCUGGCGCUGUUCCGGAACACAGAAAAAGUGUGGCCGAGCGCGAAAGAGUGCCGGAAAGCGAACGGCCUGACAGCGGACCAGAUCAAGCUGUGUCAGCAAAAUGUGGACUUGAUGGGCACGGUGUCCAUAGCGAGCGCCCAAGGUGUGGACGCUUGUCAGAAGCAGUUCUUCGACCGCCGGUGGAACUGCUCCACCAUCGCGCAGGUGCCAACCCUCACGAAGGAGUUGAAGCGAGGCACAAGGGAGCAAGCGUUCACCUACGCCAUAGCCUCGGCCAGUCUCACGCAUUCCAUGGCGCGCGCUUGCAGUGUGGGAAUCACCACGAAAUGCUCGUGCGGAAAACUGCCUCACGAGGCGCCCACGGGGGAUUUCAAGUGGGGUGGAUGCGGGGACGACGUGGAGUUUGGUCUGCGGUUUAGCGAGCUAUUCACCGCCUACCACAACGACAAGAUGUCCAAGAACAAGAAAACGAUGAUGAAUUCGCACAACACGGCCGCUGGAAAUAAGAUUGUCAGCGACAGCCUAACCACGGCCUGCAAGUGUCACGGUGUUUCCGGUUCCUGCUCAAUCAAAACCUGCUGGAAAGCGCUGGCAGACUUCGGACAAAUCGCCGAGACUCUCAAGAACAAAUACGGCACCGCGAUCGAAGUGAAAAGCACGCGCAAACACGGUGUACACAAGUUUGUGUCAGUGAAUAAGUUUCAAAAAAUUAACACCAUACCAAAUGAUGGAUUAGUAUAUAUCAAAAAGUCUCCUGACUACUGCUCCCUCGACCGGAAGCUGGGAUCCAUUGGGACUAAAGACAGAACCUGUGAUCCUAGAAGCACGGGGCCUGGGGGCUGUGAUAUUAUGUGUUGUGGGCGAGGCUACGAAUCAAAUGACGUCACAAUUGUAGAACGCUGCGAGUGCAAAUACUAUUGGUGCUGCUACGUUAAAUGCAAAACAUGUUCUAAGACAAUACGGUUACAUACGUGUAGAUAAGAAAGUGAUGUCCAAAGCACGGGUGAACAAUGCGCUGGAACAGUGUGCCUUUAAUUUGAGAGUUGCAUCUCAGCAUUUGUGAUAUAUCCAUCUGAGAUUAGUGGGGAAAUCCGCGCCGGAAUCGGACGAAAACGGUACGUUUCCACAAAUGGAAUUAUACUAACGAAGGGAGGAUACUCAUAUUGAAUAGUAUUCCACGUUGAAUAGCAUUACUCCCCUUAGUUUCGAACAAAAAUUCUCGAUUGAUAUGUAGGUUGAGAUUUUAUAUGGACUCGAAAAAGAUUUGGAUCGAAAAUUGAAAACUGACAUUUAACGUGUAUGCAGUGAUGUUGAAAACGGUUGUGACGUUAAUUCAUUGAGAUACAUAGCAUAUUUGCACAUAAGUGAUGGAUUUAUAAUGUAACGUGUGAUAAAACAUUGUGUUUUGUUUAGACCGUCACGGACUUACGUCUUAAGAGGUUGGCGUUUACCUGACUUUGACGUCAUGAUGUGCAAUUACUUAAAACAGGGAUUACUACAAAUUACUAGUGCUAUGUACUUAUUUAGAUUGGGUGUUUUGAGGUGUGCGUUUUUUUCUUUGUUAUUGCAACCGCCGAUAACCACCUUUGUCUUUACGUUUAAUUGAUAUGUUUUGUAAAUUAAUUAAGCUAGGUUUAAUGAAUUUGUUUUCGCAUUGAUUAAGCUAUGCUUAUUUUUAUAGAACUCGUUUUCCGGUGGUAGUUUCAAUUCUAAUUAAUUGAAAUUCAAAGAAAAUUUGUUUUUAAUAAUUAUUGAUUUUAUUGCCAAUAGUUCAUACAUUAAAAAACUAACCCACAUAUUGGCGUGUAUGAAAUUAAGAUGAUUAAGCACACUUUUCCUCAAGAGACGAAUGAAUUAAAAAUGCGACUCUCGGUUCAAAAUCAAUGAAACGACAAUUUAUGCGUGAGAUUAUAUUACAGAUAUUUAUUAACUACUCAUUGUAUGUGUUUAUUUAUUUAUUUGUGAAUUUUUCCCCUUACUUUUUGUCUGAAAUAAUAUAUGCAUACCUACAAAUGUAACGCUACUUGUGCAACUGUACUCACUCGUUAUUUUGAAAUAACUCUACUCGAGAAAUCUAAGAUAGCUUGCCUUUGCCAAAGUUGGUAUUGUUUCCAGGGCCCUCAAUCUGUCAAAUCUACGGCCGAAAUUCGGCCGCAUCCCCCCCCCCCCUCUAAAAAGUAUACCUUUUUCCCCUUUUUGGGGGAAAAAUUCCCCCUAAAAAAAUAUGUAUAUAUUUAUUUUUUUAAUAGAUGAUAGAUGUCUCAUGAUUAUUAUAUCUCAAUUCUAUUUUAAUUUAAGCUUGUCAAACAUACUAAAUUAUGAAAUAAGCAAUGAAUAUAGUGCAAACAUGUGCAAAUGUAAUAAUUAGAGUAAGUUAAAAAUCCCCCUAAAAGGGAAACGCCGCGAAAAUUCCCCCUGCUAUGGGUAGCGACCCGCUUCCCCUAAAAUGGAUUGAGGGCCCUGGUUUCUAAAACAAGGUGCAAUGGCACAAUUCAUUCAUUGAUCGAAAGUAUAAUAUAUUCACGGAGUCAUCAGAAGCUAAGUUCUCUUAAGUCGUGUAUGACUUGCAGUAAAAGUAAUAUAUCGAGCUUUCUGGUUGCUUUAGGAUGCAUAAUUGGUAUUUGUGUUAGGUAUUCAGUUUCAUGAUUACACAAACAAACGUGUAACAUUUAUUUAAUGAAUAUAUAAGAACCGUUGAUAUAGUUUCAUCAGUAACUGUAUUGUACUCUUCGGAAUUUCAGGCAAACACGUUUUGUUGAAUUGUGUAAUCGCUUCAGUAAUGUUUACUAAAGGUUAUUAAGUAAGUCAGGGCACAAGUUAUAGUUGUAUUUUUUUUUUAACUUUCGCAAUAAAUAGUGAAUUGUGAGAUCGAUUUAUUUUCCAAGCUGCAAAGAGGAUUUUAAGGUAAUUAUUGUUCAAACAAUUAGUAAUACAACUAAAUUAAAUAUACAUAUUUUAUACUAGAAUAUAAACUAUAUAUUCAUUUUCUUCCGAUUUGUUGUGUUUUUUUAUGUGUAACUUUCUUCUGUAAAAAUUUGUUUUAUGGCAUAUUUGGCAUAUUUUUUUUCCUGUUAUUUAUACAACAAUUGUUUUGUGAUUUGUAUAUAUUUCAGUUUUGUACAUUUGUAGUAAAAGUGUAUUGUUUCAUGUACUUUGUAUUGCUUUUACAUUUUAUGAUGAACCGAAGAACCGAAAUUGCGCGAAAUAUUCCUCCUAUUAAAAACACUACAA